Penicilliopsis zonata CBS 506.65 is the source of this 1830-nucleotide messenger RNA. RefSeq lists its product as hypothetical. The transcript is spliced from 2 exons. The record is from RefSeq and is a predicted model, not a curated record. Bases 1 to 1830 code for a protein of 609 amino acids. NCBI's taxonomy places the organism in Eukaryota, Fungi, Ascomycota, Eurotiomycetes, Eurotiales, Aspergillaceae.
AUGCGCAGCAGAUGGACGACUUCCCCUAAAUAUCCGGUCACUAAAUCCAUCUACAAUUGCAUGGAUGCAUCCUCUAGACGCUUCAAAAAGCAAAGUGCGCACAUUGUGAGCCCGGAACUCUGUAAUGAUCUUCUUCGCCGGCUGUCUCCAUUCCUCUCUUGCAAAUCUCCCAUCGAUAUACUUGACCUCUGGCCGGGGUCUGGGUUCUGGUCUUCGAAGGUCAACGAGCUCCUCCAGCCUCGACGCCAUAUCCUUGUUGAACCUCGCAUCGAAUGCUACAGACCGCUCCUGGCUCCACUAACUCAAAGCAAGCCUUGUUACGUGUUGAGAUCCGAAGAUCCUUAUAGGCUGUCACAAUGGCAAGAAAUUCUGGCCCAGUCAUUCCCGGAACAGGAGCAGUCUAAGAGCAAAACGGACGGAACGGUGGUGCAGAACGACACCUUGCUUAUUCUUGCUAAUCCACCUACCUCGGCUGCCAAUGACCACUUCACCGCAUCGAGAUGGUGGUCAACGGUUAUGGAUCAAUGUUUGCGUCAGAGUGGACUACAUACUUAUGGAUCUGUACGCAUACUGUCCCUCAUGCCGACGAGCGAGGCUUUGAGCGUCGUACCCCAGUCAGUGUCAGGUCGCAAGCGAGCGGCGCUCCUGACUGAAACAGUGAGCAAACGUGCCUUCAUCGUGGGGAUGUCUGAUCCGGAAGCGUUACCCCUUCUGACGAAAGAAUGGGACAUGCUUGUCAAAAGUGCUGCCUGCGCCGCUGAGCGCGCCGCUGAAUUGAACGAUACCAUACCUGCUGACCGAAUCCCCCCACCUCUCUUGAUGGCACCGCAAAGCCCGAAACCCGGAAACUCGGGGAAGCCUUUUGUUCCACGUCCAAAGCAAGAUUGGCACGAUAGAGCCUUAGUGGGGUUCGAACCACAGCCCAAAAAGGCCAGAAAGAAGGCAGAAAAAGAUAUUGACGAAAAGGAAUCACAAGAUGUUGCGCGGCAGAUUAUUCGCUUGAAUCAAGAUAAUACCCGUGCAUAUAAGAUCCAACACGCUGUUGACCUGUACAUGCAGGCUGACGACAUGGAGAAGGCUUUCUCGAGGGCUGUAGCAGAUCCAGCCGUGGAACUCUCCGAAUUGAAGCAUCUAGAUGAACAAUUGAGCGAGAAGAGGAAGGAAGCAGCAGCAGCGCUUGAAAUAAUCGAGUCUCGUUCACGCGUCCAAGUUAUCACGAGAAUAGAUGAUCGACGCGCAACUUUCAGCACCGGCAGUCUCGAUGACUCCAUACUCUACUGGGAACGCCGGCCAUUCGAGCCCUUCAAGAUCCACCCUCGGGAGCUCUAUCCGCUCGAUAUGCCGUGCGCCAUGGUCUAUUUUGAACCGGACACCCAAGCACUGAUCCCACGAGCGCUCCGUGCAAUGGACGCGGCUAAGCAGAGCGAGCUGCUCGAUACCCUGAACAUCUUUAUCAACUCUAUGAACACGCAAAAUCCAGUCACAGCAGCCGAGUUUCUUCGGAUUUUGUUUCCAGAACGCUCAAGCACCGACCUCGUCAAGACGAUACCUAGCUUGGCAGAAUUUGCGUCAAAGAAACUCGGUUCGACCUCAGUUGAACCUGUUGAGGCAGACCAGACUGACCGAGAACUCCUAGAGUACGACCUCGGCACAGUCCGUAUGCGGUCACUCCCAAUCAGCGUGUUAUGGGACAUUGUCCUGGAAUACGACAAAGCGCCCUUCAAGCUCGAUGAUAUGCGCUUAACCCGCGCUUUGGGAGGAUCCGUGACCGCAUACCGCGCAGGCGAGUCGCCAAUUCAACAAGAGCGUAUUAGACUCAAACUCAAAUGA